AAUUCUACCAAACAGAGUUUGACAUCGGCUGUUUCUUGACUGGUCCUUCCACACAAAUUACGAAAUUCCCGAGCUUCGAGUCGAUGUCGUCCUUGCCGUAAAUCUGAAAUUUCUCGUCAUCAUUGUUUAGAGCAGAAUUAAAACACGAUCUGAUGUCUCGCGGUCAAGAUAUUCGGGGUAUUUUGCGCGGAUUUCAAAUCCUGGUGGACGCGUCGAGGAAGGAAAACGCUGCUAACUUGCAAAGGUUGUGGGCAAAUUCUAGUUUCAAGGAAGUCGUUGAGAGCAAUUUAGAAAGUACUAAAAAAUGCGUUAAUCAAGUGGCAUCGAAUCCAGGGAAGGAGUUUGAAAAUCUUCUGAAUUUAGUCAAAGAAAGUUACGAAAGGACUUCCGUAGUCGUUGAAGGAGUUAAACAGCUGUCGAAUGCCAAACUGAGGACGUCAGAUAAUCGGGGUGAAGUGAAAGCUCCUCCUGAGCAGGAGCCGCCUAGUCCAGGCAGUUUGGACCCUUCCAAUUUGGAUAUAUCUUCCAUAACACUCAAGGAACUCGAGCAACUCCUUUCCCAGCACAAUAAAAAUCGUAAAGUGAGUCUCAGACUGAAAGACACAAAGCAGAAACAAGUUGAGCCGGAAACAAGUGCCUCGGAACCUCCCUCCAACCCACAAAUCGCAAAGCAUGACGAAGACUCCGCCUCCAGAGACGAGUCUUACUACAAAGGAGUACUGGGUACCAUUUCAAAGUCUAGGGAAACGCCUGCCUCAUCUCCGCCCCCACCCGGGUCAGCUCAGCUUCCCAACUUAAGUGAGGUUGCCAAGCAAAGAAAGGUGCCAUCGUCCAGAAUUGGUCGAAUGGCAUCGUUCGGUUCCCUGUUCGCUGGGCUCGGACUAGGAACCGUAAGUGAGUUAACAAAGGGAGCAUUGGGUCUCGGUGGCGCGAAAGACAUGCGAGAGGCACUUUUGAGUCCAGCAAACGCGCAGCGUAUUGUCGACACUCUCUGUAAAGUGCGCGGAGCAGCGUUGAAACUAGGCCAGAUAUUGAGCAUUCAAGAUUCAAACAUAAUUUCCCCGGAAUUGGUGAAGGCAUUUGAGAGGGUUCGGCAGGCGGCGGACUACAUGCCCGACUGGCAAGUGGAGCGAGUCAUGGUGAACCAACUGGGGGCUGACUGGCGAAAAAAAUUCAAGGAAUUCGAUCAAAAACCGUUCGCGGCGGCUAGUAUAGGACAAGUCCAUCGCGCCGUGGCACUAGACGGGACCGAGCUCGCCAUUAAAAUCCAAUAUCCAGGCGUUGCAAAAAGCAUCGAAAGUGAUAUCGACAAUCUGAUAGGAAUGCUGAAAGUUUGGGAUGUGUUUCCCGCAGGAUUUUACAUCGACAACUUAGUUCAGGUAGCCAAGCGCGAAUUGAAUUGGGAAGUUGACUACUUACGCGAAGCCGAAUACACAGAGAAAUUCGGUGAAAUGAUUGCUAACAGUCCGGAGUACUAUGUCCCGAAAGUCCUUAAAGAUCUCUGCACAUCGAACGUCCUAACUACCGAACUAGUCCCCGGUUUGCCUUUAGACAAAUGUUUCGCUAUGAGCUACGACGACCGCAAAUUCAUCGGAACAUCAGUCCUGAAACUGUGCCUGCGUGAACUUUUCGAACUGCAGUGCAUGCAGACCGAUCCCAACUGGUCGAACUUCCUCUACGACAAAAACUCCCAGAAACUCAUGCUCAUCGACUUCGGCUCAACGCGGUUUUACACGCGCGACUUCAUCAAGAAAUAUCGCAAAGUGAUUGUUGCAGCUAUCAAUGAUGAUCGCCAGAAGGUUUUGGAUUAUUCAAGGGACAUCGGGUUUCUAACCGGAUACGAGUCAAAACAGAUGCAAGAUGCGCACGUUGACGCCGUUAUGAUUCUAGGGGAAAUGUUCUGCUAUCCAGGCGAGUUCGAUUUCGGCAAACAGAACACGACGAAACGGAUCGCCCACCUCGUGCCUACUAUGCUAGCGCAUCGACUACGCCCACCGCCUGAGGAGAUCUACUCAAUUCACCGUAAACUGUCGGGUGUAUUUCUGUUAUGUGCAAAAUUGGAUGUUAAGAUCGACUGUCGACCUUACUAUGAGGAGAUAAUUGCAGCUAACGAAAGCUAAAAUUAGGAGGACAAUGUUCGAUGCUUAGAGGCUGCUCGAAGAUUAGACGAUAAAAGCGCGACUGGAAUUGUAGAAUUGAGUUAUUUUUCUAUACCUUUAAGGUGGGUGUCUGCUAAGUCAUUUACAAAUGGAUUAACUUUUACAUGAUUCGGUGUAUUAGUAUUUGGAAGUAAACUGACAAGAAUAUUUGAUAUUUGGUAGA
Molecule: messenger RNA, 2322 nt
Organism: Hermetia illucens (black soldier fly)
Lineage: Eukaryota; Metazoa; Arthropoda; Insecta; Diptera; Stratiomyidae
Gene: Coq8
Product: atypical kinase COQ8B, mitochondrial
Exons: 7
Coding region: 153-2120 (655 amino acids)
Biological process (GO): ubiquinone biosynthetic process
Cellular component (GO): extrinsic component of mitochondrial inner membrane
Molecular function (GO): kinase activity
Source: RefSeq, a predicted model, not a curated record